AUGCCCUGGGAGGAGCACCCUGGAGGGGACCCACUGUGCCUGGAGCAAGGGAGUCCUGGAGCUCUACAUGGGAGGGGGAGAAGUGGUGGUGGGGUGUACUCAUGAAGCUAAUGCUAAGACUCUCACUGGGCAUACUGGGCCCUUUUUCCUCUGUAGUUUUCCACUGUUGUAGUAGUGUUAUGUCUAUGGAGCGGCAGGUAGCCUAGCAGUUAAGAGCAUUGGGCCAGGAACCGAAAGGUUCCCCAGCCGACUAGUUGAAAAAAAUCUGUUGUUGUGCCCUUGAGCAAGGCACUUAAUAGCUCCUGUAAGUUGCUCUGGAUAAGGGUGUCUGCAAAAUGAUUGAAAUGACUUGUGAAUUCACUAGUUGUUCAUGGAAGCCUUCCAAGGCACGUUCUCUCACGCAACACAGUAUCUCUUAUAGGGGGAUUAGGGUAACAACAGAUCGUACCAAUCACCUUUUGGUAAAGAAUUUUGCCUUGUACAGUACCACCCAGGAAAUGUAUGUUCUGUACUGUACACUGUAGUAUUUGCUUAUGUGUUCUGUUUACCCUUCACCUACAUAACACACAUGCAAUCCAGUAGCUAAAUGUAUUGACAAUAUUUUAUUACCGGAUCUAGGGCCAAUGGCAUUGUGUUUGUAUGCAACGUACGACCACUGUCUCAUAUUAUUUGUUUAUCCUCAAUUGUCAUAAAGCAUUCUGUAGAGUAGAUCAUGAACCACAUCUCUCUCUAUUGAUCCCUGUGUUAUGUCUAUGUCUGCCCCAGGUCAGGGUGGGCAGAGCGGACAUAGUGUGCCCCAUCACGGAGUGCAGUGGUUACCUGGAGGAGAGCCUGGUGGUGUCCCACCUGGGCAGUGAGGAAGUAGCCAAAUACAAAUACUUCCUGGAGCUAAGCCAGAUUGACUCUAGCACCAAACCCUGUCCCCAGUGCAGCCAGUUCACCUCGCUGAAAGGACGUACCCCCAGCAGGGCAGAGCACAAAUAUAAGGUGAGAGAGAGGGCCUAUACUGUUCUGAGAUCAGAUAUUAUACAGCAGGACUGAGCACAAGUAAAAGGUGAGUACAGGGCCUCUGCAGUUUGUAAUUCUUCUGAAAAUGUUGAGGUUUUUUGAAUCAUGGACAAAGUGCUUCUUCAUGUAUCAUUAAUGAGGGAGGUUUUAGUCCAUGCAGGCAGUUCAGUUCUUCUCACCACAUCUAUGCUUCUUAUACGCCAUGCAUCUAUCUAGCCAAUCACGUCUAUGCCUCUUAUACGCCGUGCAUCUAUCUAGCCAAUCACAUGUCUAUGCCUCUGCAGAUCCAGUGCAUGAAGUGCCAGUUUGUGUGGUGCUUCAAAUGCCAUGCCCCCUGGCAUGAGGGCCUGAAGUGCCGGGACUACAGGAAAGGGGACAAGCUGCUGCGUCACUGGGCUAGUAUCAUUGAGCACGGCCAGAGGAACGCCCAGAAGUGCCCCCGCUGCAAGGUGGGUGACAGGGCCAGGAGAGUGGAGAAUAAUAGCAAACCUUGCUAGAUAACAUAGCUACUGGAGGAAGAUUGUGGUUCACAGUUACAAUAAUAAUAAUAUGCCAUUUAGCAGACGCUUUUAUCCAAAGCGACUUACAGUCAUGCGUGCAUACAUUUUUUUUUGUUCACAUGUUCCUAAAGGGUGUUCACUUCACUGGGCAGGUGGAGACAGGGCCGACUGUUCUCUCCAGUGUUGUAUGUCAAUAACAAAAGAUGAUUGAAGAUAUGUUUGAGAGAGAGAGAGAGAGAGAGAGAGAGAGAGAGAUUUCUCCCCCCCCUUGUAACAAUGGCUGGAAAUGAAGCAUUCCAGGAAGUCAUAAGACGGAGUCCUUGGCAGAAAGUCAAUACCAAAUUAGAUUUACUAAGCCACGUCAGCUCUUUCUUUCAUACACAGUGAGAGUGCUAAUUCAUCUAGGUAUUGGAAGGAACUGUCACUGAGAUGUGGACUACUAGCUGGCUGUAUGUCCAUGGCAGCACUCUCCUCUCAAUGGAAUGUCAGUCAGCAUGAGUCAGGGAAAGGGGUUGAGUGAUGGGAAAGGGGUUGAGUGAUGCUCAGAUAUCAGGACAAAAUGUUCCAUUAUUUUCCCUCGAUUUCGAACCAAACCAAAAUACUUAUAUUCUGGAAAUACCUGCAUUGAGCUGACUGAUAAUCUAGUGAUUGUUAAUUAUAGUUAAUAAUUUGUGCAGAAAUUAGGGUCCAACUUUAAACUAACAACGACUUAUGACUUCAUGAAUGCUCUAUAAAGCUUUUAUAUGUCGCUCUCCCAAGAUCCACAUUCAGAGGACAGAGGGCUGCGAUCAUAUGAACUGCACCCAGUGCAACACCAACUUCUGCUACCGCUGUGGAGAGAAGUACCGCCACCUGCGAUUCUUCGGGGAUCACACGUCCAACCUCAGCGUGUUCGGCUGCAAGUACCGCUACCUCCCUGAGAAGCCCCACCUCCGCCGGCUGGUCCGGGGGUCCGUGUGUGGUGAGUCUGCCCAGCCUCAGCCCGGGCCCCAGAGGCCCUUAAACCCUUUAUAGAGGGGAUAUUUUGGGAUUCCCAUAACCUUUCAUGGUUAAUAUUAUUAGACAAGCAGGCAAUCAGUACCCUCUGACAAUAUGACAACUAUACUUAGACUAGGCCCUUAAGGGCUGAUUUAAAAAUAUGCUCUGAUUAGCAGCUGUAGUUUUACAGUCCUUCUGCCUCCCUUUAGAAUUCAGUCAUUACACUGCCCAUGACUUUCCUCCUUGGUCUCUGUGGUCAGACUCAGAGAGAUAGAUAGGCGGGGGGCGACGAGGAAACUUCAAUUACCAUGUGGGUGGCCUUUCAUCUUCUUAAUCAAUUCACACAAUAAUGAAGAUGAUCAAAACAGCAUGUACUAGCUUGAUGCUGCAGACAUGACUCUUUCACAACCCAUUUUCACAAUACGUCUAGUGCCUAUGCUAAAAGUUUGCAUUGUAAUUUGUCACGGCUCUGAAGUCGGAACAAUAACGGUAUACUGUAGUAGCCACCACAGUGGAUGAUUUGCAUGACCCUUAUCAGCAGAACUUCCUUAUCUGAGAUGACGCAUGUCUCUGUGACCCUGCCUGCUGUGUGAGAAUAGGGAACAGCGCUCCUGUUCUCUGAUAGGUGCUCUGACUGCAGCUCUGUGUCUGUCGUUCCCUCAGGGCCUUGUGUAGUGCCUCAGCUGUUGCUCCCUGAGUGGGAUUAGCUAAAGUUAGUCAGAGGCCAGCAGGGUGCCAAUGGAAACAUCUGACACACACUAACGGUGGGCUAAUGUGUCCAUCAGAGGGGCUACAACACCCCGUCUACCUCCCAUUAAAACACUCCGCUGCCUGCUCCCAUUCUCAUGUUUUAACAGCCUUGCCAAUGAAAUCAAACAUGUGAAUUAUCUAAACCGUAGUCCUUUAACUCGCUAGUGGCUGUUUUGAUUUAGUGGCUGUUUUGAUCCCAUGAGAAUGGGAGCAGGCAGCGGAGUGUUUUAAUGGGAGGUAGACGGGGUGUUGUAGCCCCUCUGAUGGACACAUUAGCCCACCGUUAGUGUGUGUCAGAUGUUUCCAUUGGCACCCUGCUGGCCUCUGACUAACUUUAGCUAAUCCCACUUAGGGAGCAACAGCUGAGGCACUACACAAGGCCCUGAGGGAACGACAGACACAGAGCUGCAGUCAGAGCACCUAUCAUUUAGGUUGGGUGUACUGUAAUGGCGCAGUACCUCUUUGAUAACCUGUUGAAAAUGUUAAUGUGCUAUGUGCGAAGGUGCUAUUCCAAACUGCCCUGGCCUCCCAAUGCUUUUUCAUGUGUGUACUUGUCCUACCCUUAUGCAUAUCUGUGUUGUCUCUUUGUCUCCCUCCCAUUCCAGUGAGUAAAGUGGUGGUGGCCCCUGUUGUCAUAGUCCUGGUGGUGGUGGUCAGUGCAGUAUCCCUGGUCAUAGGUAAGCAAUGUUACAUCCUGUUAUAACAUGAAACCACUGCAAUUACCCACUGUUUUAAUCCUGCUCUUUUAAUCCCUCGAUAACAACAUGAAACAUUACAUAACCACUGGUGCUUUAGAGAUACAGUGGGGGAAAAAAGUAUUUAGUCAGCCACCAAUUGUGCAGGUUCUCCCACUUAAAAAGAUGAGAGAGGCCUGUAAUUUUCAUCAUAGGUAUACGUCAACUAUGACAGACAAAAUGAGGAAAAGAAAUCCAGAAAAUCACAUUGUAGGAUUUUUAAUGAAUUUAUUUGCAAAUUAUGGUGGAAAAUAAGUAUUUGGUCAAUGACAAAAGUUUCUCAAUACUUCGUUAUAUACCCUUUGUUGGCAAUGACACAGGUCAAACGUUUUCUGUAAGUCUUCACAAGGUUUUCACACACUGUUGCUGGUAUUUUGGCCCAUUCCUCCAUGCAGAUCUCCUCUAGACCAGUGAUGUUUUGGGGCUGUCGCUGGGCAACACGGACUUUCAACUCCCUCCAAAGAUUUUCAAUGGGGUUGAGAUCUGGAGACUGGCUAGGCCACUCCAGGACCUUGAAAUGCUUCUUACGAAGCCACUCCUUCGUUGCCCGGGCGAUGUGUUUGGGAUCAUUGUCAUGCUGAAAGACCCAGCCACGUUUCAUCUUCAAUGCCCUUGCUGAUGGAAGGAGGUUUUCACUCAAAAUCUCACGAUACAUGGCCCCAUUCAUUCUUUCCUUUACACGGAUCAGUCGUCCUGGUCCCUUUGCAGAAAAGCAGCCCCAAAGCAUGAUGUUUCCACCCCCAUGCUUCACAGUAGGUAUGGUGUCCUUUGGAUGCAACUCAGCAUUAUUUGUCCUCCAAACACGACGAGUUGAGUUUUUACCAAUAAGUUCUAUUUUGGUUUCAUCUGACCAUAUGACAUUCUCCCAAUCCUCUUCUGGAUCAUCCAAAUGCACUCUAGCAAACUUCAGACGGGCCUGGACAUGUACUGGCUUAAGCAGGGGGACACGUCUGGCACUGCAGGAUUUGAGUCCCUGGCGGCGUAGUGUGUUACUGAUGGUAGGCUUUGUUACUUUGCUCCCAGCUCUCUGCAGGUCAUUAACUAGAUCCUCCCGUGUGGUUCUGUGACCAUUUUGACUCCACGGGGUGAGAUCUUGUGUGGAGCCCCAGAUUGAGGGAGAUUAUCAGUGGUCUUGUAUGUCUUCCAUUUCCUAAUAAUUGCUCCCACAGUUGAUUUCUUCAAACCAAGCUGCUUACCUAUUGCAGAUUCAGUCUUCCCAGCCUGGUGCAGGUCUACAAUUUUGUUUCUGGUGUCCUUUGACAGCUCUUUGGUCUUGGCCAUAGUGGAGUUUGGAGUGUGACUGUUUGAGGUUGUGGACAGGUGUCUUUUAUACUGAUAACAAGUUCAAACAGGUGCCAUUAAUACAGGUAAUGAGUGGAGGACAGAGGAGCCUCUUAAAGAAGAAGUUACAGGUCUGUGAGAGACAGAAAUGUUGCUUGUUUGUAGGUGACCAAAUACUUAUUUUCCACCAUAAUUUGCAAAUAAAUUCAUUAAAAAUCCUACAAUGUGAUUUUCUGGAUUUUUUUUCCUCAAUUUGUCUGUCAUAGUUGACGUGUACCUAUGAUGAAAAUUACAGGCCUCUCUCAUAUUUUUAAGUGGGAGAACUUGCACAAUUGGUGGCUGACUAAAUACUUUUUUCCCCCACUGUAUAAUCUAAAAUGUGUUACUUUCCCUUGGGUCAGGUAUGUUGUGUGACUCUACUUGUUCAAUGGCUGUGGUGUGCUGGAGAAGGCCACCUGUGUUUUGGUGAAAAUUGAUAGAAGCGGCUAAGUGUCUGCUUGUCCACUUCAGAUAGCACUGCUACACUGGGCGAUGGGAGGAUGACACACUGAUGUAAAGCUGUUGACAGUCACUUUCUAAUCCCACUCACAAAUUAUCUUUACUGUUAUGUGUGUCCGCAUUUCAAAGGUAACAUGUUCUUAGUGCGAACAACAGAACAGUAUUGAGAUUAUUAAAGUAUUUCCUUGAUCGACCACCAAUACUGUUAACACUUCCUUGUGAGAGGUGUCACUUAAUUUGCUUGCAUUAACUGUCAGUCAUUUCCCUGAGCUUAGUUCCUGCUCAUACUAACCUGCCUGUUCUCUCCUGCUCUGCUCUCUCCUCAGGUCUCGUGGCCUUUCCUAUCUACUACAUCUGUAAGAAGAGACGGCGGCGCACCCAGGGUACUGGCCGUUGGCUCUGA
Messenger RNA from Coregonus sp. 'balchen', 6152 nucleotides. The record is from the annotation of a GenBank genome assembly. Lineage: Eukaryota; Metazoa; Chordata; Actinopteri; Salmoniformes; Salmonidae.